Knipowitschia caucasica is the source of this 477-nucleotide messenger RNA. The record is from the annotation of a GenBank genome assembly. NCBI's taxonomy places the organism in Eukaryota, Metazoa, Chordata, Actinopteri, Gobiiformes, Gobiidae.
AUGUUCAUCUCCGUCGGGUCUACUCGAAGCACUGAACGCCCUCUGUCCAGAGAAGCUGAUGACCAGAUCCUUUCCCUGAUGCGAUCUAUCGUUGUUUCUUUUCACCAGCUCUCUUUUUCUUUCAUCUUUAACAUCUCAUGCUGCAACACAGACGGGUGCAAUGUUGCUAAACAAAGCACUAUGAUCCCUGCUGGCUCCCUGCAGUGUUACAGCUGUAACCACAACGGGAGUGAAUGCACAGCUAAUUUGACUUGUAACGAAAUAGAGGUCUGCUCUAUGACUCCUGGAAACAACUCCAGACAACUUUACGGAUGCAUCUCAAAGAAUUUUUGUAACAACAUCACCAUGUCGCAAACAUUCUUUAGAAACUGUUUUUUUAUCCAACUGUGUGGGUGGGUGUGCAUGUAUGGGUGGCUGCCGUCUGUUGGAGGGGUUCCGUCUGUUUGGUGGCUGGGAUUGGGCCAUGUUUUCGAUUAA